Xiphias gladius (swordfish) is the source of this 5578-nucleotide messenger RNA. It is a transcript of the gene gpcpd1, whose product is annotated as glycerophosphocholine phosphodiesterase 1. The record is from RefSeq and is a predicted model, not a curated record. Gene Ontology annotation, molecular function: glycerophosphocholine phosphodiesterase activity; starch binding. NCBI's taxonomy places the organism in Eukaryota, Metazoa, Chordata, Actinopteri, Istiophoriformes, Xiphiidae. Gene Ontology annotation, biological process: glycerophospholipid catabolic process. The transcript has 20 exons. The coding region runs from base 403 to 2427 and encodes 674 amino acids.
AGUUACAUUUUUUAUUUUGGAGAACUUGAGGCUCGUGUAGCAGGAUGUUUGCUUAACAGUUUCAGCCUUUGUUUUGGCUCAUCGGUUCGUUUUGGUACUCUUUCUUCGGUGGGGAGUUUUGGAAGUAGUGUAAUUACUCCGUUACGGCGGGUGUUAUUUUUAUACUCGAAAUACUCUUUUAGUUGAGCUCAGGCUAAUAUCGAUUCGCUGUUUGAUAAGCGCGGCAGCAAUGGCUAAUUUGGGACCGGCAGUUCAGGUUUGCUUGCGCUCAGACCGAUGUCUCUCAGCGGGAUAGACAAAUGAUUUCACUGUGAAUUCUCCGUCGUCGAGGCUGCCAAGAGCCGAGACACAGCUGUCAAAACUUGUUUCUGCCGCCAAUCUUUGUAAGUGCCUGUGUCAACAAUGGAGACCACUCAGGUGACUCUGACUGUCAGAGGAGACACAUCCCCAGGUGAGGUGAUUGCUGUUGUUGGUAGCUGUGAAGCCCUGGGAUGCUGGAGCCAUCAAAAAGCUGUGACCUUAAAUCCUGAUACUAAUGAUGGAAAUACAUGGACUACAACAAUCACUCUACCUAAAGGUGUUGUUACCAAGUACCGCUAUUUCAGAGGCUUCUUUCUGGAGUCAAAGAGUGCAGGUGGUCCCUGUCAAGUGAUAGUCAAUAUGUGGGAGACCCAUCAUCAGCCCCGCACGAUGAUCCCCACAGCAUCACACCUGAAUAUUGAUGAUGGGCAAUUUGGAAUUAACAAUGGGGUGAAUUGUGUUGACUCUGGGUGGCUCACUUGCCAGACAGAGAUUCGCCUACGUCUGCACUAUUCUAAGAUGUCUCCGGUGUCCAUCACUAAAAAGAAAUUCAAGAAGUCUCGCUUCAGGAUCAAGCUGACAUUGGAGGGCAUUGAGGAGGAGGAAGAUGAAGAGGAAGAUGCACUCAGUCCUUCAUCUUGGAACAAGAUGACCACAACUCUGGAGAUCAGUAUGAUCAGUGCGAAUGGCUAUAAGUCGCGUCACUCGCAGCCUGAGUGUGGGUAUGCCCUGGAGCCCUCCCAGUGGACGGAGUACAGUAUCCACACCAUGGACCCAGACAACCUAGAGCUCACCUUUGAGUUCUUUGAGGAGGAUCUGAGUGAGCAUGUUGUCCAGGGGGAUGCUCAUCCAGGACAUGUAGGCACAGCAUGCCUUCUCUCCUCCUCUUUUUUGGAGAGUGGCAAAGACAUUGGAGUAGUCACACUUCCCAUAAUGGGUCGAAAUUUCCGACAGACCAUCGGGAAAGUUAGAGUGGAUUACCUGGUGAUUCGGCCCAUCCAGGAGCUGCAGUGUGACAUGAGUUCCUCGUUCACCAAGUACUGGAAGAAAAGAAGUACUCUGGAUGUGGGUCACAGAGGAGCUGGCAGCACACAUGCAGCCAAGCACCACAGAGUCAGGGAGAACACAAUAGCCUCAUUCAAAAGCGCCGCCAAGCAUGGUGCAGCCUAUGUAGAGUUUGAUGUUCACCUCUCCAAGGAUGCUGUUCCUAUUGUAUACCAUGAUCUGACAUGCUGCAUAUCCACCAAGAAGAAAAAUGACAAGACUUCACUGGAGCUCAUUGAGGUGCCAGUCAAAGACCUGACAUUUGAUCAGCUGCAGCUUCUAAAGCUGGCCCAUGUCACUGCGAUGAAAGGAUAUGAUAACAAAGAUCUGCUGGACGAUGAAGACGAAAUUGAUGAGCAUCAGCCAUUCCCCUCACUCUCACAGAUCUUUCAGGCUAUUCCUGAGCAUGUGGGUUUCAACAUUGAGCUCAAAUGGAUCUGCCAAAUGAAGGAUGGGUCAUGGGACGGCAACCUAUCAUCCUACUUCAACAUGAAUACCUUCCUCGACGUUGUCCUGUCUUGUGUUCUGCAGAAAGGCGGCAAAAGGCGUAUCGUCUUCUCUUGCUUCGACCCAGAUAUCUGCACCAUGGUGCGUCAUAAACAGAACAAGUACCCCAUCCUCUUUCUUACUCAGGGAAUUUCAGACAGGUAUCCUGAACUGAUGGACAUCCGCUCCCAGACCACUCAGAUUGCCAUAAGUUUUGCCCAGAGUGAGAACAUUCUGGGAAUCAGUGCUCACACCGAAGAGCUGCUAAAGAACCUUACCUUUAUUGGGGAUGCCCAGUCUAAAGGCCUAGUGGUGUUCAGCUGGGGAGAUGACAACAACGACCAUGAGACCAGAAGGAAGCUGAGAGAGCAGGGAAUUGAUGGGCUCAUCUAUGAUAGCAUCUGUGAGGACCAAGGAGAGCAGCCAAAUAUCUUCCAAGUAGAGGAGCAACACUCCCUGCAGGAGGUUAUUACAGAGGAGACCCUAAAGAGCUCCACCUGUUCCUGCUACUCAAUUCCCUGCUCCAUGGGUCCCUGCAUUGCCUCCAAGGUCCGUGCUGGUAGCGCCGAGUCCGAUUCUGGCCUCAGCUCCUCAUAAACACGCCUAAACUACCUUUCAAUAGACCUCACUGCGCACACAGUCAAGAUGACCAGGCUCAAAAAUAACAGACCAGGUUUGUGUAUAUAUUUUAAAAUGGACUGAAAAUUUUGACAAGAUUUAUCAUUUGUUUCCACCUUCAUAUGUGAUCGCAAAAAUAAAACCACUUAAACCCUCUCCAAUCAACUCAGUUAAAGAUUUUGUCUAUUGUAAUGUCAUGUAUCUUCACAGGAAGUUUGUUAUUUAUGUUUUCUGUUAAAAUAGGUGGAUAGUUUGCCAAAACAUAUAGGCAGUCAUGCACAUGUUUUUCAACAACCAGUUUAGGGAUCAGAACAGUAUGCAAAGAGGUCAGCCAAUAUAUUUCAACAUUUCAUAGUCUAAGUGCUAAGGGGUUAAUGUAUAAUAUUUUACGGGUGUAAAAGGAUGGCAAGCUUUAUGUUGUAAAGUUAAUGAUGAUGUGGGAUUAUGCUGUUUUUCUGUUUUUGCUGUUAUCUCUUUCCAUGCAUGUAGCCAUGAUCUUAAUUGUUACUUUCAUUGUCUCAAAUAGCAAUGAGUAAUAGCUGCUGAUUGCUAUUUCACAGAAAUAAUUUGUGAGUGUGUCUAGCAAUUCCAUUGCUGGGUUAGGUUUGCAUACUUCACACAGUACAAGAAGAUGUGCAUUUGCCAUUACUGAAUGCUCACUUCUUGGUGGAUAGAUGACAGCACUUAGAGGAAGUCUACAGGACUGAUUAAUUUCCUCUUGAAUUCACUGUUGAAAGUACUCACUUCUCUCCAGGCCUUCGAACUCCUGCUUAUUGACUUUUAGGGAUUAUUUGCUACUAUUGUUAAUUACACACUGCAUGCAUACUGGAUGUACUGUAUCCUUUAUUCCUUUUAUCUUCUUGAUUUGAGGAAAAGCAGAAUGUUUUAUUUGCGACAGUGCACACAUACCACAGCCUUAAGGGGGAAAAAUCCUGUUUGUUUCUGUUUCUUGCCUUUUGUUUCAGAAUCACCAAUACCUCACUCAUCAUCUAUUACAAAAGACUUGAGUUAGGUAGGAUGCCUGUAUAGAACAAACAAAUACUUCUACACUUUGUAUAAAUCCUAUUUCACUUCAGAACACAGCAGAUUAUUUUGGCACAAAUUACACUUGAAAUAAUUCAUCAUUUGAGAAUUAAAAUGUGUAGUAGUAUAGUAUAACACAAAUGGUAAUGCUGAAUUUUGAACACAGCAACACACAUCCAUUUAUAGUAUACUGUCUAUAUUUGUCUUAUUGCACAAUCUCUAAACUACAAACUAAUGAUGGAGUCAUGCAUGAUCUGUAUAUCUUUAUGAAUGAAUAACCAGGGAGAAUGGGGGGAAAAAAUCUAGUGUGUAAUAUUAACUGCCACUUCAGGACAGAAGUGUGUAUAUGGUAAUGUAAAUAAAAUCAAUACCUAUAUUUGUUUAUUUUCUCUUUGGCUUUUUUCUCUUUCUCAUCACUUUUUUUUCUCAUCACUUUUUUUGGUAUACAUUUACCUCUUCUGUAGGUGUGUCUUGCUUAUCAAGAAAAAGAGUGAUUGUUUUGAGUAACUAGGAGAUUGUAUUUGAAUCGUUGUUCUGAAUUUAUCUGCCUUUUGCUCUUUUACUUAAAGGCUUCACAGUGAUAGUACUGUACUGCCAUUAACAAGACACUAAGAUAAAACUUUCAACUACUUCUGACAUGUAGUUACAGAUCAUCUGAAUUAUUCACAAUACUAACCUUUAAACAAUAGGUUCUACAAGUUCUAAAAGAAUUUGUCAGUAACUUUAAGCAAUAUCUCAUCAUCAGCAUGCUGAUGACAGCUUGGUUGGUUAUGUGAAGCACGUGUUAUCAACCCAUAUCUUAAAUAUAAAGAGGACUUUAAAUUGAACAUAUGCAAUGAUUUCUAUUGCUUUUUGUCUCCUGGUUGAUUCUCUGAAUCCAGUUUUGGCGUGUUAGACCGAUCAAACAGGAUGGUUUCUAAAUACCAGCCUGUGUCAACAGAAACUCUGACAUAAAGUUUGGAUAAUUAUCCCAUUAGAACUAAAAAUGUGAUACUUAGUAAAAGUUGCACCCUAAUUGGCUUCUUUGCUAUCUAAUAUUAUGAAAUAAGGUAAAUACAGUGGGGCUUAGGAAUUUUUAAUAGGUGUAAUUUUUUUUGACAUACUGCAGACAUUUUUGACCAUUUAAUCAACAAGUCAAAAAUUAUAAGUGAUUGAUCAGUCAGUUGUGAGAAAUAGUUCAUUUUAGCCUGACAGUUGGUAAUAUUAGUGACUUGGGAUUUUAAGCUAGAGUAUGUUUGUUUCCAUUUACACGUAUAGGUAAGGUAAGGAUAAGCGGCUGUAUCAGUAGCUGCUUUGCCCUGCAGGUAUAGGCCUACUCCACACAGCCCACAGCCAUAUAACACUGCUGGUACUGCAGUUUAGACAUUACAAUAGUUAAUGAUUGAUCAGAUAACACAAACACGCUCAGUAGUGGUAGGCACAACUAAUGAAAGGUUUUCCUUCUUAUCUCAGGGUGACUGUCUUAGGCAGUGGUUAUCAGAGUAGACCUUGAAACUGAUUUAUCACUGAUCAAUUUUUUUUACUUGUAACUGCCUGGGCUAUUUCAGAAAGCUUAAGAUAAAAGAAUAUAAACAUCCUUUACCACCCACUGGAAUUUUGAACUACAAGGAGACCUCUUUGGUUUAGGUUACAGGUUUCUAAGCCCAUUUGGAGACCAUGUCAGGUUUAAGUAAACUGGGAUAAACCUUUUUCACUACAGGAAAAGCAGGAAACAUGUAAUAACAACAUCAACAAUGGCUGCUUUGCUUUUUUUCCUCUUAUUAUGUGUGCCAGGGCGUGGGCCUUAUUGUGCAUGCUGACUCUGAGGCACUCCCAAGUUUUUCUCAAGUAAAACUACAGAAAUACAAGGAAACUGUGCUUGAAAGAAUCAAAAGCAAAAGUGCACUUUUCAGAGUGGGCUCUUUUAGACUGUUUUAUACCACUAUUACUGAUGCAUUAACAUGUAAGUUCAUGUUAUGGUUGUAGCAGGUUGAGGUGGAGCUUAUUUUAUAUUAGUUUUACUCCUCAACAUGCAACGUUUUUAUAAAUGAAUGCUUUGUACAUAAAAUGUAAUGUUUAUCUGCAAAGUGAAUAAAAAGAGGUAUAAUGGAGUGAAAAAGUACAAUAU